GACAUUUCCGAAAAUUUUGCGGCUCACAACUCAACGGCGGCUAUUGGGCUGUCGUGUUUUCUUUGUAUUUCGCAAUAAGGGAAAAUUCAAGUUUCUGGGCAUCAGCAGGAUGUCGUCGCCGUGGAAGACUCUGGCCGCAGUGGAGCCAGUGAACUUCGCUGAAAUCAUGUCAGAAGAGUUGGCCAGGGAGCUGCAGAACCGCGAGAAUGAGAAGUUUGGUCGACAGCUGUACGAGGAGUUGUCUACGAAGGACUCAGACGUUAAUGCAGCAGCGGCUGCACUGCCGGACGAGGUCCUGAAGGCACUGGCGUCUGGAGUUGGUGAGCAUUGCGACUCAGAUGCGAUCAUUGCUCAGGUGCUUCAGGCGCAGUUCGACCAGGAGUACGAUCAGGAGCUGAAGAAGGUGGAAAAGCAUCAGAAUGCCAAGGUGAAGGUGUCCUACAAGAACUUCCGCAUCAUCCCGGAUGAGCUCGCGUGCGGCAGUGACGAUGAGAAGGCGAAAGAGGAGCAGGAGAGCGAGAAGGCGGACUGGGACAGAUUCGAGACGAUGGAGAAGGAGUACGGCAGCUUCCCCAAGUGUGGCUACAAGCACGACGAGGAGGGGCGCACGGUGACGAAGCACAAUGCGAGGAUGACGGGCAUAAGGAACGCCUGUCGAGUGAUGUCCUUCCCGCCCGAUUUCCCCACCGGAGACGGAGCGGGCUUCGACAUGCAGCUGUCGAAUGAGGUGUACAACCACCUGAAGAGCUACAGCCGCAAGGGGAAGCGCCACAAGAUGCACGACCGGAAGGAGGAGGUGGCGACGGCCGAGAUGGGCCUGGACGAGCCCACGAGAUACAUUCUGUACAAGUUUGUGUCCAAUCAGGUGCUGGAGCGCAUCAACGGGAUCGUGUCCACGGGCAAGGAGGCGCUGAUCCUGCACGCCGAGGGCGACGCUGCGUACGAAGGAGAGCUCUGUGUGCCCGCGGAGUGCGCCAUAAAGAUCUUCAAGACGACCCUGAACGAGUUUAAGCAGCGCGAUCGCUACAUCAAGGACGACUUCAGGUUCCGGGAUCGCUUCUCGAAGCAGAACGCCAGAACGGUGAUCCACCAGUGGGCGGAGAAGGAGAUGCACAAUCUCAUGCGGAUGCAGCGCGCCGAGAUCGCGUGUCCGCAAGUGGUGCUGCUCCGGAAGCACGUGCUCGUGAUGUCGUUCAUUGGGGCUCAGGGAAGGGCUGCGCCCAAGCUGAAGGACGCCACGCUCAGCGAGGCGGACUGGAUUGUGGCGUACGAGGAGAUUGUUGAGGCGAUGAAGCGCCUGUACAGCAGAGCGAAGCUCGUGCACGCCGAUCUGUCCGAGUACAACAUUCUCUAUCACGAGGGCAAGUGCUGGAUCAUCGACGUGGCGCAGUCCGUGGAGCCCGGUCAUCCCAGUGCGCUGGAGUUCCUCAUGCGCGACUGCGGCAACAUCAGCGACUUCUUCGACAGGCGCGGCGUCCCGGGCGUGGCCACGAAGGAGGCGCUCUUCGCCUCCAUCACGGGACUCGACCCGAGCAGCCACAACGCGGCGAUGCUGGAGAGGCUGCACAACAAGGGCGUGCCCGAGCACGUGGCCACGAACCAGGGCGUGCACGGCGAGGACGCGGAGUUCAGAGCCAACGCUCGCUGGGAGCACAAGUCACUGCCGUAUCCCUUCGAGUACGCCUGGGAGAAGUCCUUGGAGGCGAAGCGCCAGGCGCCGAAGGAGGACGAAGUCACCGUCCAGGCCUGAAUCAACUG
This is a messenger RNA of Phlebotomus argentipes, 1758 nucleotides long. RefSeq names its product serine/threonine-protein kinase RIO3. The transcript is spliced from 2 exons. Gene Ontology annotation, molecular function: protein serine/threonine kinase activity; ATP binding. NCBI's taxonomy places the organism in Eukaryota, Metazoa, Arthropoda, Insecta, Diptera, Psychodidae. Bases 110 to 1750 code for a protein of 546 amino acids. Gene Ontology annotation, biological process: protein phosphorylation; maturation of SSU-rRNA. The record is from RefSeq and is a predicted model, not a curated record. Gene Ontology annotation, cellular component: preribosome, small subunit precursor; cytosol.